This is a messenger RNA of Dictyostelium purpureum, 600 nucleotides long. RefSeq lists its product as uncharacterized. NCBI's taxonomy places the organism in Eukaryota, Evosea, Eumycetozoa, Dictyosteliales, Dictyosteliaceae. The record is from RefSeq and is a predicted model, not a curated record. Bases 1 to 600 code for a protein of 199 amino acids. The transcript has a single exon.
AUGUCCAGGGUCUCCACUGAUAAAGAAGUUGAUAACAACAUUACCAAAAUGAAUCAAUUAAUCAAUGAACAUUUUUCGGGGUCCGCCACUGAUAAAGAAAUUGAUACCAUCACUACCAUAAUGAAUCAAAUGAUCAAUGAAGACUCGUCGGGGAUCUACACUGAUAAAGAAUUUGAGAACCUCAUUACCAUACUCAAAAAUGAUUGUGCCGACUCUAAUGAUCAAGAUGAUGAUCACAAAGAAACUAUUUCUGAUAACGAAUCUAACAAUCCAACUAACACAAUAGAUAAUGAUGAAAUAUCUAAUGAUGAAACAAACAAACAAUUAAAAAACCAAUCACCUCAAGAUGACAAUAAAUCAUCAACCAACAAACCCUUAAGAACAUCCAGGGUUAACGCACUAAACAACAUCUUAACAAGAUUAACUUCACAAAAUUCCAAAAAUGAAACCGCCAUAACAAAUACGAAUACCACUACAAAAAGUAACCGUACUCGAAAUGUUAGCCAAAUAUCCACACCAAUCAAAUCCACUACGUACCAAUCAGGUAGUCCGAAAUCACCUGCUAUCGAACAAAAAUCUAAGAAAAAAAAAACUUCUUAA